CAUUAUAUCUUGUUUCAUAUCAGCUUUGCAAAGAAUACUGCCUUACAAAUCCCAGUGAGUGAGAUAAAGGGCACUGUAUGAUAUAAACACACUAGAAAAUACAAAACAAAUAAAAUAAAUACAGCAUAAAGUAAGAGGGAAAAGAGCAUCUAUCAAAACAAUGAAAGGUAUUACAAUGAAGGCACAAGCUUGCAAGGAAUUGGCAGAGCAUGAAAAAGUUUCUGACCAGAUCAAAAUUACACAAAGAGAUCUAGAGCAGGAUGGAUUCUCGAAAAAUCCUUUUUUCCAAGGAAUUAUUGCUGAAGUACCAGAACACCUUAAGUCCAAAACUGGUCAUACCAGCAUUGGGUACUCGCUGUACUUCUACACAUACAGCUCAUGGAAGGGCCGAGCAGUGUACAUGGAGGACUUGUAUGUAAUGCCAGAGUUCAGAGGCAAAGGCAUUGGCAAGGCUCUGAUGGCCAAAGUUGCUCAGCUUGGUUUGGCCGCUGGUUGCACGCAGCUGAAUUUCACUGUACUGGAAUGCAACAAGUCAUCCCUUGACUUCUACCUAAAGCAGGGCUCCUGGGAUUUGACCUCUGACCUUGGUUAUCACUGUAUGCGCUGUGAGGGUGAUGCCCUUGAAAAUUUGGCCCGGGGAGACCUUUAAAUUUUGCAGCAUGUUGAGUGCAUAUUCCCAAACAGAGCCACACGCAACAGGUUGUUUGAAAUGAAUAAGCACUGUUGCAAACAAAGCUACUAUAGACGUGCACUACUGGAAAGAGCUGUGUGACGACAAACAUUUUGUUUUUGCUCUUCUCAGUAAAGAAUGUGUAAAUAUGUUAAGAAUUAUUUAUUUUGCCUAUUUGAACUCUGAAGUAUAGGUUGUAAACCAAAGAUUCAGAAUCACUUUGUUGUUUCACUAGAUAGUAUAAAUAUAUUUAGUAUUUUAUUACACACAAUAUUUCUAUCAGUGGAAAAGGGAGGAAAUUGGGUUGAUGCUGUUACCAUUGUUGUUAACAAUGCUUUAUUUCUUAACUGUUUGUGAACUACGUAGUAGUAAUACACAAGAGAACCUAUGUAUGAAUAGUUAAUUUUGUCCUGAAAUUCAGAUAUGUUCUAACUUCUUGGUAAGAAACCCACACGCUGUUACUGAAGAUACUAAUAUGUAACCAGGCUUGGGGAGUAACAGAUUACAUAUAAGUUACGUAAUUAGGAUACAAAAAACUAACUGUAAUCCAUUUUUUACAGUUGUUACAGAUACAUACAAAAACAUAGUAAUCAGAUUACAGUUACAUAUUGUAAAAAUGGGAAUACUUUCAUGAUUACAAUGGUUUCACUUAAAGCGAAAUAAAUUAUUUUUUUUACCAUAAUAACACUUAUUUUAAAGCACUGUUUUAUUAUACAGUAGUUCCUGUUUCUGUUGUCAGUGAUGACUCACGUGAGCCACCUGCUGGUGCAUGCGCAAAUAACACUUCAUUCUCUACACUGACAUAAAUUGAAUCGCAGCUAUUCGAGACAACAGUGCUCCUCGCGGGGAAAAUCAUGUUAGCUAAAAUGUUGUUUGUUAGUACUUUAAAAUUCUGUGGUUGGUGUGAUUGCAGUUGUAAGUGGUUCUGGGAACUGUACAAAUGAACACAACAUUAGUCUACUCACAAUGUCCUUUCUCAAAUUUCUAAAAUUUUAAAAAGAUGUAUAGGGAAAAUACCACUGCCAACGUCCCAGGCCAAAUAACGGCUUCAGUCAGCAUUUUACCUGUAGAUUUUGUGAGACUUUUUACAUUUUAUAUUUUAAACUAUAAUUAUAAAUAAUAAAUAAAACAUAAAAUAAUAUAUAUAAAACGUGUGACCUCGAAGGAAUCCAAAAGUAAUCU
Molecule: messenger RNA, 1852 nt
Organism: Misgurnus anguillicaudatus (oriental weatherfish)
Lineage: Eukaryota; Metazoa; Chordata; Actinopteri; Cypriniformes; Cobitidae
Source: RefSeq, a predicted model, not a curated record